This is a messenger RNA of Suillus discolor, 642 nucleotides long. RefSeq lists its product as uncharacterized. The transcript has 8 exons. NCBI's taxonomy places the organism in Eukaryota, Fungi, Basidiomycota, Agaricomycetes, Boletales, Suillaceae. The coding region runs from base 1 to 642 and encodes 213 amino acids. The record is from RefSeq and is a predicted model, not a curated record.
AUGGAGCAAUUCAUCAAGGCCAUACGUAUGGUACAGAACGGUCAUGUCUCUCAUAGCCCAGAAGACCGCUCCCUGGCCAAAGAGGAGGACACUUCCUCAGAAUUCCUCUUCCAAAAUGGGGGAGAGUCCAGUAUGAGUGGUACUGAAACACUCGCUGACCUUGACCCUGCUCUUGAAUUUAACUGGUUCAUGACCACUAGUCAUUUUGGUGUGGGGCUAUACAAUGAAAUAUCUACCACCCGGAUGCUUCAUGCCCCAGGCACAUCUGUCCAUUACUUCACCACACUCCAUGAAGCUAAGGAGUAUUUCAGGCUUGCUUUGGCGGUGUGGUGUGCUCGCCACCAUCUGGCCAGUAUCCAGCAAGACACCAAGUCAUCCGCAUUGCAAAAAUUGAAUUUUAUAUUGUCUAUCAUAGUACAGGUCUGUCCCGAAGUGUGGCUCAUAUGCCACCAAACAAUACACAAUAAGACUAUGGAGCAGGCAAAGUCUCGAACUCGUUGGCGGGAUGUUGUUGCAUUGUUUCGCACCUUAGACCAACUGAGCACUGAACUUGGGUACAAGUCUGGUGUUCCCGAGGCACGCAUCAUGCAAUCUCGCAGUUAUCGCAGUGCUCCAGAGAGGGCGUGCUACCAAGUUACAUGA